AUGUUAAGUGAACAGGCCGCUCCGCCAUGGCUAGCUACAGCAAUUCGUUUGCUUCAAGAACAAUACCCAGAUGACAAGUUCGAAGCAAUUUUGCGUCGACCUGCCCCGCCUACUAUACCAGAGUGGAGGAUGAAAUGUUUGGAUUGCCCCGGCAAGCUAUAUAACUCUGGGCCUGGGGAUACGCUGCAGAACUAUGAAGUCCAUCUUAGAAACCGACAACAUCGCUUACGGGUGAACGCCCGCUUGACGCAGGCGCCAGCAUCAUAA
This is a messenger RNA of Suillus bovinus, 267 nucleotides long. RefSeq lists its product as uncharacterized. NCBI's taxonomy places the organism in Eukaryota, Fungi, Basidiomycota, Agaricomycetes, Boletales, Suillaceae. The transcript is spliced from 2 exons. The record is from RefSeq and is a predicted model, not a curated record. Bases 1 to 267 code for a protein of 88 amino acids.